CCGAUCAAUCUCAAAUCUCUCAGUUUUGCAAAGAUUUCCACAAUUGUGAAAUGCCUGAGGAUGACCCUUUAUUGUAGUUGGCGCAGAGUUGCAUUUUCCUGAGUUUCCUCAUAGGCGGAGUUGGGACCUCUAAAAGGGUGCGGAAGGCGAAACUUAAAGUAGGGUUAGGUUAGGAGGUUCUAAAUGGACGGCUCCGCUCGCCUGUCAUUCCCAGCCUCUUUCAGACAAAACGAAACUUAAAGCAGGCUACCUUAAGGAACUCACUUACUUCCAAGUAAACAACCACUACGUUAGACUUGAGGAGGCUAUUAUCAAGGUUUACGGCAUCAUUACCAUUCUUACAAAAUCCUCGAGGUAAAUCAUCUAGUCAACAUAGGUUUCUGUAUUCUUUAAUAUAAACAACCAAGUUGUUGCUGGACGAAUAUAUCCCUUUAGUCCGAAAUUGUUUGGUAUACACACACAGGCUAGUUGGUGGUUUUUAACGUUUUGCUGAAAGAUUUCUCCCCGAACGUCGUGUGGCCAGGCGUGGACCCCCAUGGAUACACCAGGGAGAAGAAGACAGGUACUGAAAGAAACAUUGGGCCAGUACAUCUCUGAUACCUUAUCCAGUAUUCACACCAUUAAUGACUUCUUUGAGAAGAAAGAGAAAUGGUCUCUUCAGAGAGAGAGAGAGGUGGACAUGAUACGUGACAUCAAGGGCAGGGCAGACAAGAUCAGUCUCACAUUUGACCAUGUCCAGACCUCAGAAGACAAGGCCAAAGCUUUCGGAGAGUUCCUGUGGAGCGGCCUGACUGCAGUGACUGCCGACAGCAGACGGCAGGAGCUGGAGAAGGAGCUGGGGGCUGUUCUGAAGGACACCCUGGAAGGGCUUGAGAAGCUGCAGCGCUUCCUGGAAGCUGUGGAGAAGCUGUCCGUCACGUCGCUCUUUGUGUUCACAAAUGGCCACUACCUGCCUAGAGGGUUAAGCGCUGUGGAUGUCCGUUCGGUCAUCUUUGCUGCAAGGAUGGCUGCCCCUCUCCUUGUCCACUUUAAGAGGGACGACGCUGCUUUCUUCCUGCCCAGCCUGAGUAACGUGGAAGUGCUGGCCUUCUACCUGGAAAAAUACAAAGACAUCUCAGAGCAGCUCUGUGAAAAGCUGGAAAAAAGAGCCAAGAGUAUAUCAACUGUGGGAAGCAGUUACAGAGGACCAAACUGUGGUCAAACUAUCAACUUCAGUGCGGAUACUAAUGAGGAAUCCAUUCAGAAGAUGCUGGACCAUUUGAACCAGUUGAACCUCAUCAGAACGAAUAAGGAUCUGAGGCUGACAUUCCUCUUCCAAGAAGAUGCUCUGCCCUUCAUUGGCCUGUUCAGCCAGCGCAGCACCAGGAUGCUUCAGUUCCUCUCUGAUCUGGAGGAGAGCGCAAGACAGCUGGAUAAUAUGAAAUUUGGCGCUAGUGUCUCCAAUGUAGCUGGCAGCUCAGUGGGGUUGGCAGGGGGGGUCGUGUCCAUCAUUGGCCUGGCCCUGGCUCCUGUGACUGCAGGUGUCUCCUUGAUUCUCACUCUGACAGGGGUUGGUCUAGGGGUGACCAGUGGUGUCAACAGUCUGGUCACAGGCAUCACUGAGAUGGCUGUCAACAAACAUCAUGGGACCAAUGCUAGCAAUAUCUUCCAGAGUUUCAUGGAGGAUGUUAAGCAGUUUGUAGACCAUUUGGAGCUGGUAGCCAGCAAUGAAGGUUCUACUAUUGGGUUCGAUGUGCUGGAUAUAGCAGUAGGGGCAGGGAAGGCACUAGCUAGCACUUGUGGAAUUGCUAAGAGUGUAGAUGCUUUGGUAGAUGCUUCCUCAGCUGUGAAAGUCCUCCAGACUGAGGAGGUGGUUGCAUCUGCUGUGAAGCUGGGGUUUCAAGCGCCAAAGUCAGGAAGAAAUAUCCCCAAACUGGCUUCAGACCUGCCUGACAUUGGGCAGCUGGCCAAAGGAACACCACUGGCCCUCUCCAAGUCGGCACGUUCUGGCUUCAUCGCCCUCAACGCACUUUUCAUUGGUUUAGAUGUCUUCUUCAUCUGCAAAGACAGCGUCAGUCUGGCCAAAGGGAGCAAAAAUGAGGUGGCCCAGCUCAUCCGCUCCAGGGAUGCUCUGUGGCGCACAGAGCUGGACUCCUGGGAGAAGAUCCGCGACUCGCUUUGCAGGGGGAUCUGGAGGUUCAGGAGGAGCCAGAGAAUCCUAGAGCAGCCAUUUUACCCUGAGCAAACCAGUUAAAGCUAGCUGAUCAGUUAGCUUUGAUUGUUUUUCUAGUAUCCCUUUGACCACCUGAAUAUCUGGUGCUGGGGCUCUCUCAAAACAGAACUCUUGUAGCCAUGUACUGUUUGGCCAAAUCAUAUGGAAUCUCAGAAUUCUUCAAGCAGAUAUAUUGUGAUUCGCUAUACUGAUGAAUGAUGUACGUUUAAAAUUGGUGAAAUAAAGUGAUCAAGUGAAACCAUGUUGAAUAUGUCGUGACAAAUUACCGUGUAAAACGGAAGCAUGUUUCAGUUCUCUGAAAUACAGUCAAUGCACUUGCAGGCCUGCAAUGGUCUGAUUAUGUGCAAGAACACAA
This is a messenger RNA of Clupea harengus (Atlantic herring), 2567 nucleotides long. RefSeq names its product apolipoprotein L2-like. Lineage: Eukaryota; Metazoa; Chordata; Actinopteri; Clupeiformes; Clupeidae. Gene Ontology annotation, molecular function: lipid binding. Gene Ontology annotation, cellular component: extracellular region; membrane. The record is from RefSeq and is a predicted model, not a curated record. Gene Ontology annotation, biological process: lipoprotein metabolic process; lipid transport.